AUGUCUAAGAUUCCGUUGGAUCAAGAACCGGAAGACUUCGCCACAUCAGAAAUCGGAAGUGUACUACCGAAACUAGCUGCAUCGGAGAAGUCAUCCAGUUCCAGUUCAAGUGCACACGGAGUAGCCGCAGCUGCAAAAGCACUGCCCGCCGCAGCUGAGGUUCAGGCUGCAAGAAGUCUAGGUUCCGAAAAAUCUCGGUCAGCUGUAGCACACGAGACCUCCAGCCGCCCGUCAGCCGAGGUGGGGGUCGAUGCUGAAGCCACCGUGCAACCUUCUGUUCCAAAACAGACAGCAGCCGUGGCGGAUAAAUGGGAGGAAGCCGGAAGCCGCAUGCUCGUUUAUCCGAGAGACGUGAUCGUCUUCGACGAUCCUUUAACUGAUAUCAGCGAGGUGGAAGUGAUUUUGACAAACAGAUCUUCAUACAGGGUCAGCUUCAAGGUGAAAACCACGCGACCUGAUCACCUGAAAAUCCGUCCCGGUUACGGUUUCGUGCGUUCGAACGAAAUGGCGCGCUUUCGAAUCAAGUGUCUGCCGUUUACAACCGGCGGCGUUCCGUCCGGCGAUCGGUGCACGAUCAUAUGCGCAGUGGUGCCUCGGAAACUGCGUGGUGUUCAUCGGGCCUUCGAUUUGUGGCGUGGAGACAACCCUCCGGCAGACAACACCCAGUACCGCUAUUCACUGGACAUCGUGUAUACGGGCAGCCGGAAAUUACCCUCCACUGAGCAAGAACUCUCGGUAACGGAUGAAGUAAAUGAACCAGAGAACGAAGGUUGGGAAGAAGAGCAUGACACAAGGGAAGUUGAGGAAGCUGAAGAAAUUGAAGAAGUGCAGGAAGUGGAAGAGAGGGGAGAAACCGAGGCUGAUGCAUCGUCAGAGUGA
Molecule: messenger RNA, 879 nt
Organism: Soboliphyme baturini
Lineage: Eukaryota; Metazoa; Nematoda; Enoplea; Dioctophymatida; Soboliphymatidae
Source: the annotation of a GenBank genome assembly